Molecule: messenger RNA, 2069 nt
Organism: Gracilinanus agilis (Agile Gracile Mouse Opossum)
Lineage: Eukaryota; Metazoa; Chordata; Mammalia; Didelphimorphia; Didelphidae
Product: zinc finger protein basonuclin-2
Exons: 2
Biological process (GO): regulation of DNA-templated transcription
Cellular component (GO): nucleus
Source: RefSeq, a predicted model, not a curated record
GAUGCUGCCGGCAAGGUGCUAGACCGCUGGGCCAUCAUGUCCCGAGAAGAAGAGAUUAUUACCCUUCAGCAGUUUCUGCGGUUUGGAGAAACCAAAUCCAUCGUAGAGCUGAUGGCGAUUCAAGAGAAAGAAGGGCAGGCCGUUGCUGUACCAUCUUCAAAGACAGAUUCAGAUAUAAGGACUUUUAUCGAAAGCAAUAACCGCACCAGGAGUCCAAGUCUCCUUGCUCACCUGGAAAACAGCAAUCCUUCCAGCAUUCAUCAUUUCGAAAACAUCCCCAACAGCCUCGCAUUCUUGCUUCCUUUCCAGUAUAUAAAUCCAGUCUCUGCCCCGCUACUUGGUUUACCCCCAAAUGGGUUGCUUCUGGAGCAGCCAGGACUGAGGCUUCGGGAGCCCAGCCUUUCAACCCAGAACGAAUAUAACGAAAGCAGUGAGUCCGAAGUUUCUCCGACGCCUUAUAAGAGCGAGCAAACCCCCAACCGAAAUGCUCUGACUAGCAUCACCAAUGUGGAGCCCAAAACGGAGCCAGCCUGUGUGUCCCCCAUUCAGACUUCUGCCCCCAUCGGCGAUUUGGCCAAACCCGAGCACACGAAAAGCUCCUUCCGGAUCCACAGAAUGAGAAGGAUGGGCUCCGCCUCGAGGAAGGGGCGAGUAUUUUGUAAUGCUUGUGGGAAAACUUUCUAUGAUAAAGGUACUCUCAAAAUUCACUAUAAUGCAGUUCACCUGAAGAUCAAACACCGCUGUACCAUCGAAGGCUGCAACAUGGUCUUCAGCUCCCUUCGAAGUCGCAACCGCCACAGCGCCAACCCCAAUCCCCGCCUGCACAUGCCCAUGCUAAGGAAUAACCGAGACAAAGAUUUAAUCCGGGCUACCUCGGGAGCCGCCACCCCGGUCAUAGCGAGCACUAAAUCCAAUCUGACGCUUACCAGCCCAGGCCGGCCGCCCAUGGGCUUUACCACUCCCCCGCUUGACCCCGUCCUGCAGAAUCCUCUCCCUAGCCAACUGGUGUUUUCUGGCUUAAAGACUGUCCAGCCCGUUCCUCCCUUUUAUAGAAGCUUGCUCACCCCCGGAGAAAUGGUGAGCCCCCCCAGCUCCCUCCCCACCAGCCCCCUCAUGCCCACGAGCGGCGCCGUGGAGCAGCAUCCCCCGCCUCCCUCCGAGCCGGCGGUCUCCGUGAUGGUGAUGGCCGGCCACGAGCCCAGCGCCGAGCUGGCCCCCAAGAAGAAGCCGCGGAAGUCCAGCAUGCCCGUAAAGAUCGAGAAGGAGAUCAUCGACACCGCCGACGAGUUCGAUGAUGAAGACGACGAGCCCCAUGACAAUGGAGCGGCGGUCAAUGACCUGAGCCACGACAAUCAUUGCCAUUCCCACGACGAGAUGAGCCCCGGCUUGUCCGUCAAAGAUUUCUCGAAGCACGGGCGGAGCCGCUGCAUGUCCAGGACGGAGAUCAGGAGGGCGGACAGCAUGACGUCGGAAGACCAGGAACACGAGAGGGACUACGAAAACGAGUCAGAGUCUUCCGAGCCCAAACUGUGCGAGGAAUCCAUGGAAGGGGAUGAGCGCAUGCACGGCGAUGGGAGUGAAAAAGCCCUGCUGAACAGCGAAAGGCCAGACGAGAACCACAAUGAGCCCUCCCACCAAGACGUCAUCAAGGUGAAGGAGGAGUUUACAGACCCCACCUACGACAUGUUUUACAUGAGCCAAUACGGACUGUAUAACGGAGGCAGCGCCAGCAUGGCGGCCCUCCACGACAGCUUCGCGUCCUCUUUGAACUAUGGCAGCCCCCAGAAGUUCUCCCCCGAAGGGGACUUGUGUUCUAGCCCAGACCCCAAGAUAUGCUAUGUGUGCAAGAAGAGUUUCAAAAGCUCCUACAGCGUGAAGCUCCACUACAGAAACGUUCACUUAAAAGAGAUGCAUGUCUGCACAGUGGCCGGCUGUAACGCUGCCUUCCCCUCCCGGCGAAGCAGAGACAGAAACAGAAAUUUACGGAUGGAAAGAACCAUAGGUCCAGGACAUCGGAACACCCUGCAUCUCCGUAGGUAUAACCAGAAAUGUUAUGAUUCCUUAAAUGG